This is a messenger RNA of Haplochromis burtoni (Burton's mouthbrooder), 2851 nucleotides long. RefSeq names its product malate dehydrogenase 1B, NAD (soluble) (gene mdh1b). The transcript has 10 exons. NCBI's taxonomy places the organism in Eukaryota, Metazoa, Chordata, Actinopteri, Cichliformes, Cichlidae. Gene Ontology annotation, molecular function: L-malate dehydrogenase (NAD+) activity. Gene Ontology annotation, biological process: oxaloacetate metabolic process; tricarboxylic acid cycle; malate metabolic process. The coding region runs from base 161 to 1579 and encodes 472 amino acids. The record is from RefSeq and is a predicted model, not a curated record.
AAUCCAAAGUAAAACUCAACCCGCUGUGGUGAUCUCUAAGGACAAAGGAGUAACAAAAAGUGGCUUUGGUAUUCUGGGGUUUGCCAUACACGGACUCAAAUAAGUGCAACGCCGUCCAUCCGUCUCCUAGCAACAAACCUUUUUCACCUAGACGCACAGCAUGGCAAAAUUUGUACUCGCCGGAAAAACAGACUGCCCUUAUUAUGCCAAAGCAGAGCUUUUAGCAGACACCCUCCAGCAGUGUUUGCCAGACUUCAAGAUCCAUAAGAUCUCCAUCCUCCCAGAUGAAUGGAAGGAAUGGCUGGGGGCCACGUGUGAAAAAAAUAACUGGAAACAUGAGGGCUCCCCUUUGGUUUGGAGGGAACUAGUGGAGCAAGGGGGCAAAGGGAUGCUCUUGGGGGGCUUCAAUGACUUCCUAGAGCACUGCCAGGAUUACUACGGCAUCACGUCAGACAUGACCACAAAUGUGAUGCUGAGUGUUGCAGCAGAGAAUCUGGAGGCCAAAAUGAAUCUCAUCAAAGAAGAGCAGCAUCGCGCCAGUCUUAUUCAACCACUUCAUGUUUGGAUAACUGGUGCUCUCAACCCAACAUGCCAAGUCCUGAUCCCCAGUCUGCUCUCCCCCGAGGUGUUUCCCAACGUUUCUGCAAUCAGCCUCCACCUGCUGGACCUGGAGGGAAACGAGGAGCAGUUACAGAGCCUGAUGUUGGAGAUCGAGGAGCUGGCAAUCAGCAUGCUCCACCAGGUGACUACUGGCACAGAUCUGGAGCGAGCCUUCAGGAAGGCGGAUGUCAUCCUCCUUCUAGAUGACGGUGGGCACGAUGGAGAAAAUGAGGGUGAGGAAGUAAAGAAGAAGAAGGUAAAGGUGAUCUCAGAGCGCUACAAAGAAUACGGGCAACUGAUCGAUGCAACAGCCAAGGAGACGGUGAAGGUGAUCGUGUCCGGCGACUCGUUUCUCAACCUGAGGUGCUCGCUUCUUGUGGACAGUGCACGCUCCAUCGACAGCCACCAGUUUAUCGCUGCUGCAGCUCAACUGGAAAACGAAGCCAAGGCUGUACUUGGGAUUAAGAUGAGAAUGAGGCCGUCAGAUAUUACAGAUGUAAUAGUGUGGGGAAACAUCAGCGGUACUUUCUACAUUGACCUGCAGAGGGCAAAAGUUUUCAACCAUGAUGGGCCAAUCACAGGACCAGCUUUCUUUUCCCAGCUACUUCUAAGCAUUUUUCCUGACAGGAAAUGGUUGGAAACAGACUUUCAGCACUUGGUACGCAGGCGGCGUCUAGCUGUGACUUCAAAGACAGGCCAAGCAGCCGCCACAUCAGCUGCCAAUGGGAUCCUCACUGUCUUGAAAGCUUGGAAUGGUGCUAGUGAUCCAGAUGUUCUGUCUUUGGGUGUAGCUUGCCCAGGGCAUUACAGUCUCCCUGAUGGCAUUGUCUUCUCAGUUCCAUUAACCUUCACAGAUGGCAAAUGGUCAGUAGUGUCUGAGUUGACUGUUGAAAAUGAGCUCAAGUACAGGCUUGAGCUCUCAGCAAGUGAACUGCAGCAGGAAAAGCAGUUUGGAUCAGACAGCGGCACAACUGAAUAAAGCUGUUGUUUAAAGCAAGCAUGCUCAUUUCCACGUCUAUAUUUUAUAUUUUUAUCUCGGGACUUUUCAUCAUUCAAAUGUUUUUUUUAAAUCCAUGUUUACAUUAUCUUGGCCCUUGGUUUUUCUCUCUGAAACAAGCUGUUUUAGCUCAUUUUCUUCAAAUAUUCUGGCAAAUCAGUUAGCUAGUAAGCCCCGCCCACUUUGACCACCAAAUAGGGAAAUCUGUGUAAAGCUUACAUCAUCGUGGCACAACAGUAAGUGAAUUCAGAGCAGUCUGAAACCAGACCUUUGGCUUCAAGCAACUCCUUUUACAUAUGCUUUGACUAUGUUGUUUAUGAAUAUGAUUCUCCUGUAAUCAUAAAGCAAGCUCUUGCAUAUAUACAGUACUGUGCAAAAGUCUUGAGCCAACCCAAAUUUCUUUAUAAAAUAUAUAUCUGUGUAUUAUUUAUUUCCCCAAAGGGGCCAGAGUUUCUUCAGCACUAGUAUUUUUGCACCAACAAUGUGAUUCCCAAAGGAAUAUUAGCCAAAAACAUGGCAUAACUUGAGGAAAAUGUAAAAUUUCUUUCAAAUAUUUGAGGAAACUCGAUAAGUGAAUGACAAAAGGAAGAAGUGACAGGCAUAACAAAUAUCUACAGGCGAUGAACAGUACCAUAACCUUAAGAAAUAGGAAAAAUCAAGCAAUGACCUGCAGAAAUACAUCUGGCUCUUCAGUCCAAAACAUCUACUGUUCACUGAAGCCUCAUCAGAAAUGUCUCAGUGGAAGGCCGGCCUCAUUAAGCCAUUCUUAGUAAUGAGAAACAGGUGGAAAGGAUGAGGUAUGCCACAUUACACAAGAACUGGACUGAAAAUCAGUGGCAACAGGUCUGAUAGAGUGAUGAAUCCAAAUGUGGAAUUAUGGUAAAAAUGAUCAAUAAUAUAUACUUAAGGUCACAACAAUGAGUGUUUACACUUAUCUGUAAAACACAGCGGAGGUUCUGUCAUGGUUUGGGCUGCAUUUCGGCCAGUGGUGUUUGAAAGCUUGUUAGAAAUUUUGGAAUUAUGAACGCAGAAAACUAUCAUGAGAUUUUGAUCCACCAUGCAAUACCAUCUGGAAAGUAUCCGAUUAGCGAAAACAGCUUCAUUUUUCAGCGUGACAAUGAUCCCAAACUUGGAUCGGCCUCCCCAGAGCCAUGACGUCAACAUUGCUGAAGCAGGAUGGGAUCAUCUUGGUGACAAAUGGAAGUGCUUUGAAUGUCCUCCAUUGGAGAACUAUUCCUGAAGACUAAAGAAAUA